AUGCCCCUUUCAGACGAGACCAAGGACCGAUACAACGCCGUUCUCGGCAUCGCCAAGACUGUCUUCAGCGUCGGUUGGAUCCCCUUCAUCAUCUACGUCGGCUACAAGAACUCUACCCCCCAGCCUUCCCUCAUCAAGCUCAUCACCCCAUUAGCGUAA
Cryptococcus amylolentus CBS 6039 is the source of this 159-nucleotide messenger RNA. RefSeq lists its product as hypothetical. The transcript has 4 exons. The record is from RefSeq and is a predicted model, not a curated record. NCBI's taxonomy places the organism in Eukaryota, Fungi, Basidiomycota, Tremellomycetes, Tremellales, Cryptococcaceae. Gene Ontology annotation, cellular component: mitochondrial outer membrane; mitochondrial outer membrane translocase complex. The coding region runs from base 1 to 159 and encodes 52 amino acids. Gene Ontology annotation, biological process: protein import into mitochondrial matrix; protein insertion into mitochondrial outer membrane.